CAGUCCGGUAUCACAUGAACGAGCAGGGACCAAUCGGCACGGCGCUGCCGGAGAGUGCUGGCUCCUUUACACCAAGAUAGGGGGAAAAGACUGAAUAAAAGGAAACCGUGCCAGUGAGCCUGUACUGACCACAAAACCCCACGGAGGAGCCUAGAGCCGCCGCCAUUGGAUAUUUUCACCCGUUUUCUUAUUAUUCCCAUGCGUUCCUGGCUGUGGAUUAUUCUGUUUGGCACUGGGGCGGACGGAAUGGAUAAGGCCAUGGCCCUAACAUAUUGAAUAGCUCGUUGGUGGUGGGGGGGUGGAGGCGAGACGCGCACCGUGGAGACAAUUUAUGGGGCAUUGUGCGAGGAGGAAAAUGGUGGAUUAUUUGCACUGUAUCAUAAAAACCUUCCUCCGUUUGGAUAUUCUGCCAUAAGACACUGUUUGUGGCAUUUCUGCGCCUGUCUCGGCCGUGUCUACAGUAACUCAGGUCGUGUUAUAGCGGUUGGUAGGUAGGUACCCCCCCUCCAGCUCGAUCCGAACGACCUUAUCCAUUUCUAUUUUUUUUUAUAUACAUGUAGGAUUCUUGUGUCGUUUCGACGCCUUCGCCCUCCCCUCCCUGAGAGUAACAUUUGGAAACAAUAAACUGUUGGAUUACUGAACUAUGGAUUUCACCAGCGGCAGCGGCGGCGGCGGGGCCAACGAGCUGCACAACAACCAGUUUUAUCAGUGCGAGGAGAACAAGCCUCUGCUGGGGGAGAUGUCGGAGGGGAAUAAUAACACCAAGCUGAGCGCAGGGCCGUGCAAGAGGUCCCUGCACCACUGCAGCAGCAGCGGGAUGCGAUACAAGCUGCUGCACGAGGGGGACAUCCAGGUAUGCGUGGUCAAACACCCCCGCACCUUCCUCAGCAAGAUCCUCACCUCCAAGUUCCUGCGGAGGUGGGAGCCGCACCACCUCACGCUCACAGACAGCAGCCUGACCUCGGCCACCCCCACCGGUUACAUGGAGACGUCAUUGUCCUACAGCUCUAUAGAAGACCUGCAGCUCCUUUCAUGGGACAAUGCUCCGAAGUACUGUGUCCAACUUAGCUUCCCUGGUGGCACCGUCCUCUUGCAGGCUGCAAACAGCUACUUGAGGGACCAGUGGUUUCACUCCCUGCAGUGGAAGAAAAAGAUCUACAAGUACCGUAAGGUCCUGAACAACCCCAGUCGCUGGGACGUGGUGCUGAAGGAGAUCAGAGCCCUGGUGGACAUGGCUCUUACCUCACCGCUACAGGACGAGUCCAUCCACCAGGCUCCUCUGCACAUCAUCUCCACUCUGCUGGCUGAGAACUCUAAUCUCAGCACUCAGGAUCAUGAGAACAUCAUAGUGGCCAUUGCUCCUCUCCUGGAAAACAACCACCCACCACCUGACCUGUGUGAGUUCUUCUGUAAGCACUGUCGGGAGCGGCCGCGGUCGAUGGUCGUGAUUGAAGUGUUCACUCCUGUGGUCCAGAGAAUCCUCAAACAUAACAUGGAUUUUGGAAAGUGCCCUCGACUGCGUCUCUUUACUCAGGAGUACAUCCUGGCUCUCAACGAGCUGAAUGGUGGGAUGGAGGUUGUCAAGAAAUUCGUCCACAGCAUGCAUGGGCCAACAGGGCAGUGCCCUCACCCACGUGUCCUGCCAAACCUGGUGGCAGUGUGUCUCGCCGCCAUUUAUUCCUGUUAUGAGGAGUUCAUCAACAGUCGGGACAACUCCCCCAGCCUGAAGGAGAUCAGAAAUGGCUGCCAGCAGCAGAACGAACGCAAACCCCCAAUGCCGCUCCGCCUGCUGCGCCCUGAGCCUCCUACGCCGCCUCCUGCCACCCUCCUCCCCCUUUCCUCCAACCCCAGUCCUCCUCAACCGCCUCCCCCUGCCCCCUCAAACACCGCCCCGUCCAUUCCCAUCUCCUCCCCGACGCCCUCCCUGCCCCUCUCUCCUCCUCCCUCCGUCGUCAACUCCAGCGAGAUCCUGGUGGAGCUGGAGCGGAACAACAACUCAGCCAACGCCAGGCGGAAGGGCGGGCCGUCGGGGGGCGACAGCGAACCCAACCUAAUCGACUGUCUGCUUGUCAGCCCGGCCGUCAACACUCUCUCCAUCCAGCUGCCAGCACAGGCCGACCGAGUGCUGGGCUGCUUCGCUCUCAUCCUCAAGAUGCUGUCCGACUACGAUGACUGGAGACCUGCACUCGCCAGCCUGCUGCAGCCCAUCCCCUUCCCUAAAGAGGCCCUUGCACAUGCCAAAUUCACAAAGGAACUGAAAUAUGUUAUUCAGAGGUUUGCAGAGGACCCGAGGCAGGAGGUCCAUUCCUGCCUACUCAGUGUGCGUUCAGGUAAAGAUGGCUGGUUCCAGCUCUACAGUCCAGGAGGUGUGGCCUGUGAUGAUGAUGGAGAGCUGUUUGCCAGUAUGGUUCAUAUUUUGAUGGGCUCCUGCUAUAAGACCAAGAAGUUCCUACUCUCGCUGGCUGAAAACAAGCUGGGUCCCUGCAUGCUGCUGGCCCUACGUGGAAACCAGACCAUGGUGGAGAUCCUGUGUCUGAUGCUGGAGUACAACAUCAUUGAGAACAAAGACACCCAGCUGCAGAUCAUCUCCACCCUGGAGAGCACCCAGGUGGGACUACGCAUGUAUGAGCAGCUCUGCGACCGACAGAGAGAACUCAAAGAACUGCAAAGGAAAGGAGGCCCCACCCGGCUGACUCUGCCCUCAAAGUCCACGGAUGCAGACCUGGCCCGCCUGUUGAGUUCAGGUUCUUUUGGGAACUUGGAGAACUUGAGCCUGGCCUUCACCAAUGUCACCAGUGCCUGUGCCGAGCAGCUCAUCAAGCUGCCUUCACUCAAACAGCUCAACCUCUGGUCCACACAGUUUGGAGAUGCAGGGUUAAGGUUGUUAUCCGAGCAUCUGGCCUGUCUUCAGGUCUUGAACCUGUGUGAGACUCCCGUCACCGAUGCUGGUCUGCUGGCUCUCAGUUCCAUGAAGAGUCUGUGCAGUCUGAACAUGAACAGCACCAAGCUCACAGCCGACACAUAUGAGGACCUCAAGGCCAAACUGCCCAACCUGAAAGAAGUUGAUGUUCGGUACACAGAGGCCUGGUGAUCAACCACCCUCACAUGACCCUCAUACAUAACCAGACACACACAUAAAACAUGCACACACUGCACACAGGCUCAGAUACAUUACAUGAAAAUUGUGUAGUGAUGUCAUCUCCAUCGUCGCCCAUCAUUAGACCAGGAACUAUGACAUCAUCCCAGCGUGAGGAUCACCUGAUGUAACCAGAGCGUCUCUGAGGCAUUCACAUCAGAACAGGAGCCUUUAUCAGCUUCAGACGUCAUCACCAACCCCUGUAGUGACACCAUCACCAGGAAGGAACUGUUCAGUCAGCGUCACUUUUUUUCUAAAUGAGAAAUCUUUAUGGACCUCGCCGCUCCCCUUACUUCUGUCACCAAUGUUCCAAGGACCUUGUGAUCAGAGGACAUGCAAGGAGCCACUAUAUUGUGACAUAAGGACACUUUCUCUCUGUCUUUAUCUUUUGGCCUGUCUUUCAUAAUAUCGUCCCUCGGUUUUCAUAUUCAGUCAAAGUCCAGCUCUCCAGCCUUUGCCCUCACACCUCUGUGUGUCUGUGUCGUGAGGAAAACCUGAGCCUUCCUCUCUUUUUCUCUCUCUCCUGCCUUCGCACGAAGGCUGGAUACAGCAGCUCACAUUCCAGUUCUUCUCCAAUCUGAUCCACGAUGUAGCUCUCCAAACAGACAUGUCGAACUGUUAAAUCACUUCAGUCCUCACUCUCGCGCUCUUUGGCUUCAGUUUUCAGGUUUAGAUUCCGAUCUUUAAGUCUUUCAUUUGGGAAAAUGAGGUGCUACCUCUGAGAAAAGAAGAGUUGCAAGACUGUGCCUAUUCCUCCUAAACGACACGUUCACACUCAAAAAGAAAAAAAAAAAAAAAAGGUUUUUAUCAACUUGAAUGAACAUAUUUUUCCAGACAUCUGUGCUUUCAUAUAUUGUGUGUUUCUAUAUAAAACAUAUAUAUGAAGAAAACCCCCAGUGAUGACAUUUCAGAAACAUUUCGGGAACUCUGCAGGAAAGUUUAACGGCGAUGGCAAUUUUUCAUUUGUUUUCAGUGUACAUACUGAUGAUCUCCCGUUACUAUUUAAUAGGACAGUUGUGUAGCAGUAGCUGGGUGGUCUGGGACUGCCUAAUAUUUAUAAGUUGUGUCUUUAAAGCCUCCUUACUCUGUCUCUCCUGGAUUUUGUCCUGACAAUAAUGAAGUACACAGGCCCUGUUGUCUUUUUUGUUUUUUUGCAACAUACAACACAAGAAGCCAACCAAGAGGGCACCCAUACAUGGAUCUCUCUGUACCAUGCCAUGGUGGUAACGUAGACCUGUAAAGUGGACUGCAGUAAUUCUAAAGUGGACCUGUAAACAAGACCCAUCACCAGCUGAGAGUUGUAUAUUUUCAUAUCCUCUGCUAUUUUUUUUUUUUUUUUUUUUUUUUGGCUCUUUUUGAGACGGUUAUGAAAAGAAGAAAGGACACUUGCCAAACAUUGUCAUCAAGUUAAAUUUUUGUUUUGUGCACUUGUCUCUUCAGGCCAACAUGAGUGUGGUCGAGUUUAUCAAGUGGAACCUGUUAUGAACUGCCUGUGGAGGGACACUGACACUGUUUGGGUUCACGUCUCUGACCCCCCUGCUGAGGUCAGGGUAAAGAGUCACAGUGCCUCUAGUGUUGUGGAUGAGUUGCCUAUUGUUAUCUUUCUGUCACACCACCUGUUUUGAAUUGUUCUGCUGUAUUUAUAUUUCGCCAUAAUACAUGGGUGACAUUUUUAGGCUGUUGGGAUGAAUCCUUCUCAUCAAAGGAUGGGAUGAAAUUAUUGUACAUAUUCUUUCACAAUGGGCUAUAAGUGACAAAAGAUUGGAGGAAAAAAAGGCAUCUUUCAGCCAUAUUUGCCCGUCUACAUUCCCUCAAAAUGUUGCCUGUUUAUUGUGGCAACAUUUCAUAUGAUGUGGUAACUGCCCUGGCACACUUCAAGUCUGUCAGAAUCUCUUUUUGCUCACUGUCUAGAUGUGGUUUGGGCUGCUUUCUUUUGUGCCAGCAACCCUAGAAAACACAAGUCAGAUUUCCACCUUUUUUCCAGUCAGCCUCGCUCUGACUGAUCCAUCCAUUUUAUUUAUUCGUGUCAACCUCCAGAUUGCUCGGGCUGUUUGUUGAAUCGAGGCAGAAGCUGCAGCAGAGGACAGGAUGCCGUCCGCUAUGAGAUGCUUUGUUUUCUAUUUAUUGGGUGCCAUGACAGUUUUCUGUUUGGCCUGUAGACUCAGUUUGUGUACGGCCAUCUUUGGGUCUGGCUUUAGGACCCCAAGCUCUCUUUCAUAUCCUGUAAGAUGUAUAUACGAGUGUAUAUAGUCGUCUCCUCCUUUCCUCUCUUUGAACCAUUUUUGAAUCUUUCCCCCCCCUGUUUUGUCUUCUUCAUCCCUUUCUGUAUUUCUCUCAGCCUCCUUUCAUUGGCAGGCUGGUGUUGCCUUCAUCUUAUGUGCGUGUGGUUGUUUUGUUUUUUUCACACAAAGUGCACUGUAAUCUAACAAAUUAUGUUUUCAUAUUAUCUUUUAAGUUUCCAGCAACUUCGAUUUGAUCACUUUAAUCAAACAUUUGUUUCUUGUGUUGUUGUUGUUGUUGUUUAAUUUUUUUUUUUUUUUGCAUGUACAUGUUGCUGCGUCAUCUGAUAUUUUUAUUUUGUAAUUUUGUUUUAUAAAAGGUUUGAAAUAUGAUAAAGGGUCUGAUCACUAUCUUACUGAAGUUAGGGACUGAAAUGGAGAGAUCUCAUCUAAUUUUAUGAUUGGUUGUUGCCAGGAUUUACCCAUGAGUCUUGACAGAUCCUAUUGGUCGAGGCAGUUAGGGUUUGAUUGACAUUGAUUUCUAAAAAGCCAAUACCAAUACUGGUACUGCUGGACUGAAGCUGCCCCUAGUUCAGAUUUCAUCAUUUAAGUUUGUCCAUUUUCAUAUGAAAAAAAUACAAACAAAUAGUCAUUGUUUGCCCAAGAAUUUUGGGUUAAUCCUGCCAGAUAAUCAUAUCAGAGGUGGACCACACUGACUGGCCGACCAUGAUCAUUUUUAAAAAAAAAAAAAAUAAAUAAAGUUGUCGCUUCCACA
This is a messenger RNA of Epinephelus fuscoguttatus (brown-marbled grouper), 6130 nucleotides long. Its product is annotated as c-Maf inducing protein. Bases 644 to 3091 code for a protein of 815 amino acids. The record is from RefSeq and is a predicted model, not a curated record. The transcript is spliced from 21 exons. Gene Ontology annotation, cellular component: nucleoplasm; cytosol. NCBI's taxonomy places the organism in Eukaryota, Metazoa, Chordata, Actinopteri, Perciformes, Serranidae.